AUGUGCUUCCAGCUUAUUCAUAACCGCUCGCGGUUCCUAGACAAGCAAAUCAUUAAGCUUCAGGAGUCACCUGAUGACAUGCCAGCUGGUCAGACACCUAACAAUAUCACCGUUUACGCUCACGGCCAUCUCGUAGAAUCAGUGCAGCCGGGAGACCGCGUGACACUCACUGGAAUCUUCCGUGUUCAUGCUGUCAAGGUUAACCCUCGUGAGGAAGAGUUAAUGGCUAUUUAUCGUACUAACAUCGACGCGGUGCACUUCAGAAAAACUGACUCUUCUCGUCUUCAUCAAGAUAAUGGUGAAUCGCUAACUGAUGAACGUAUAGAGCAGAUCCGAAACCUAUCGAAACGAGCUGAUAUAGUUGAAGCCCUCAGCCACGCCAUAGCUCCCUCAAUCUAUGAACACAAUGACGUAAAGAAGGGUAUUUUGUGCUUACUUUUCGGUGGUACUGCAAAAGAUGAUGAAAAUAGUCACAAGACGAAAUUUAGGAGUGAGAUUAACGUCCUCCUUUGCGGAGACCCUGGAACUUCCAAGUCUCAGCUUUUGCAGUACGUUUACCGCAUUUUGCCGAGAAGUCAGUACACCAGUGGGAAGGGUUCAUCUGCAGUUGGCUUGACCGCUUCGAUAGCACGAGAUCCUGAUACACAUCAAAUGGUCCUUCAAACAGGAGCUUUGGUUCUUUGUGACAAUGGCGUCUGCUGCAUUGACGAGUUCGAUAAAAUGAACGACGCAACAAGAAGCGUUCUUCAUGAGGUCAUGGAGCAGCAGACUCUGUCCAUUGCCAAAGCUGGAAUUAUUUGUCAACUCAAUGCUAGAGCUUCCAUCCUCGCUGCAGCGAAUCCGGUGGAUUCUAAAUGGAAUCGAGACAAGACAAUAGUGGACAAUAUUCAACUUCCCCACACUCUUUUAUCAAGGUUAGAUGUCAUGGAGCAGCAGACUCUGUCCAUUGCCAAAGCUGGAAUUAUUUGUCAACUCAAUGCUAGAGCUUCCAUCCUCGCUGCAGCGAAUCCGGUGGAUUCUAAAUGGAAUCGAGACAAGACAAUAGUGGACAAUAUUCAACUUCCCCACACUCUUUUAUCAAGAUUCGAUCUCAUAUUCCUGCUGGUCGACCCCCAGGAUGAAGGAUACGAUCGACGCCUAGCCAAUCAUCUGGUCUCUCUUUACUACAAGGACAAAGCCGAAGCACAAGCAGAACAGCUCGAUAUGGCUUUGCUCAGAGAUUACAUUGCCUAUGCGAAGGCGAGUGUUCAUCCGAAACUGACCGAUGAUUGCUCUCAGUUCAUCAUUGACAAGUAUUUGUUCAUGAGAAAGGCUGGAGCCCAGCAUGGACAGAUUUCUGCCUAUCCGCGUCAACUCGAAUCUUUAAUCAGACUUUCUGAAGCUCAUGCGAAGAUUCGCCUUUCGGACACAGUGACAAUCCAAGACGUUGAAUAUGCCUAUAACUUGUAUCGUGAAGCUUUGAAGCAGUCUGCUGUUGAUCCAGUUACUGGGAAGGUAGAUAUUAAUAUCUUGGCAGCUGGUGCAAGUGCAUCCAGCAGAAAAAUGGUUCAACAGGUGGCUGAUGCUAUAGCUGGGCAUUUGGAUAGCACAAAGGGAGUAAAUAUCUCGGUGAAGAAUCUCUUCAUGGCCUUAAGGGAAACUGAUAAGAUGCUCAAUCGCGACAUAUUCGAUGACGCAUUGAAUGAAUUAGCGAAGAAGGAGAUGAUCGUGAGAAUUGGUGAAAGAAUUCGUUAUCUACCACUAAAGACUGUUUGA
This is a messenger RNA of Cooperia oncophora, 1755 nucleotides long. The record is from the annotation of a GenBank genome assembly. Lineage: Eukaryota; Metazoa; Nematoda; Chromadorea; Rhabditida; Trichostrongylidae.